CAGCCCAAACCCAAGCCCCCAAAUCCAAAGCGACCGAUCUCGCCCGACCACACGCCGCACCAAACCAGCAGCGCCCAUCCAUCGACGGAACGACCUCGCCGGCGAGAGAGAGGGGAAGAAAGUGACAGAUGGAGGCGGCGGCGGCAGCGGCCGGCGUGCAGCUCGGCUCCUCGAAGCCCCAGAUCGCCACGCAGGCGGAGAUGGCGGAGGCCCGGGUGCCGCUCGCCUACCGCGACCAGUGCGCGCACCUCCUCAUCCCGCUCAACAAGUGCCGCGUCGCCGAGUUCUACCUCCCCUGGAAGUGCGAGCCCGAGCGCCACGCCUACGAGAAGUGCCAGUACGAGCUCGUCAUGGAGCGGAUGCUCCAGAUGCAGAAGAUCCGCGAGGCGCAGGAGGCCAAGGUCAAGGGCGGCGCCUCCAUUGGCCUCAUCCCGGCCACCGCCAAGCUCGCCUGAUCCGGCCCCGGUCCGAUCCGGUUGAUUUAGGUCUGCUGGUUAUCACAGCUUGCAGAGGCAUUGUGCAAGGAUCCUGAAUGUUUGUUGUAUGAACAAGCAUCUGUUGAAUUUGGCAUAAAGUUAACUGUUGUCUUCUUCCCUUCCCCCUUCUCUCCUUGAUAGCCAUCUUCAAGUUUCGAUUUGAUGGAAUAAGGAAACCUGCCGUCUUAUUACACUUGCUGACUGAAUGACUCCUUGAAGUUUUGAAUGCAAUUCGUGGACCCUGCAUAUGUAGACAGGCCUCUUUUGUGCCGUAGUUCAUGUUA
Messenger RNA from Setaria italica (foxtail millet), 760 nucleotides. Its product is annotated as NADH dehydrogenase [ubiquinone] 1 beta subcomplex subunit 7. Lineage: Eukaryota; Viridiplantae; Streptophyta; Magnoliopsida; Poales; Poaceae. The transcript is spliced from 2 exons. The record is from RefSeq and is a predicted model, not a curated record. Gene Ontology annotation, cellular component: mitochondrion. Bases 129 to 455 code for a protein of 108 amino acids.